This is a messenger RNA of Capsicum annuum, 2868 nucleotides long. RefSeq names its product fibrous sheath CABYR-binding protein. The record is from RefSeq and is a predicted model, not a curated record. NCBI's taxonomy places the organism in Eukaryota, Viridiplantae, Streptophyta, Magnoliopsida, Solanales, Solanaceae.
GUGCGCUACUCUACUUACUCUGUGUAUUUGCUUUGUGAGCAUUUUUGGGCUAUUGCCAACCAUAUCAUUCUUUUCCCUUUACCGUCUACUUCCCCUUUUUUCCUUUCUUGCUUUUAAUACUGAAUCUUGUUUAUCAGUUUAAGAAGGAUCAUUUCUUUUGAAUUCUUGAUCAUCAUCAGCAGCAGCAGUCUCUAUACAUGGCCACUGAUACUGUUUCAUCUGAUCAUCCUACUACUGCCUCUGAGCAAGCUGAGAAGGAAGUGCCCGGAGAGCUUAAGAAUAUGGAAGGAGAGAGUGUUCCCCCUACCAAGGAGAAUGAAGUAAAACCAAAAGAAGAAGAUUCCCCAAGUCCAGUGGUUUCUUCUACUGAACCAGUGGUAAAAAUAGAGGACACAAAAAGCGACUCAACGGUUAUUGAAGAGCCAAAAUCAGUGGAGCCAGAGUCCGAGAAAGUUGAUAACGCGGAGAAGCCGAAUGCAGAAGAAUCAUCCCAAGUGCUAACUGAAGAAGUAAAGAAAGCUGAUGAAGAUGAGAAGCCAAUAGCAGACGAAGCAGCCCCAGCAACAGUCGAUGAAGUAAAGAAAGAUGAUGAGCUAGAGAAGCCAACAGUAGAGGCACCACCUUCAGCAAUAGAACGAAAGAGCACUGAGGAAGAAGAGAAGCCAAAAGCUGAUGAGCCACAGGCCCUGGAAAUUAAAGAGGCAAAGAAAGUUGAGGAGGAGCAGAAGCCUAUAGCUGAGGAACCUGUUCCCACAAUAGUUGAAGAAGUAAAGAAAGCUGAUGAGGAAGUAAAGCCAACAACAGAGGAAGCACCAGCAAUUAUCAUCGAAGAAAUAAAAAAGAGCGAUGAUGAAGAAAAGCCUAAAGCUGAUGAACCAAUUCCAACAAUAGCCGAAGAAGUAAAGACAGCUGAUGAGAAGCCAACAAUAGAGGAACCGCCACCAACCCAAAUCGAAGAGGUAAAGAAAAGUGAUGAGGAAGAGAAGCCUAAAGUUCAUGAACCAAUUCCAGCAAUAGUGGAAGAUGUACAGAAAGCUGAUGAAGAAGUUAAGCCUAAAGCUGACGAACCAGCUCCAAUAAUAGUGGAAGAAGUAAAGAAAGCUGAUGAAGAAGAGAAGCUGAAGAUUGAAGAACCUCCAGCAACUAUAAUUGAAGAGGUAAAGAAAAGCGUCGAGGAAGAGAAGUCAAUAGCUGAUGAAGCAUUGCCCCCAACAAGUGAAGAGGUAAAAAAGGUUGAUGAACCACCAGCUCCGCCACCAGCCACAACUCACGAUGAAGAGAAGCCAAAAGCUGAGGAAAGCAUACUUGCUACUCCAGCAGAAUCAGAAGAAAAGACAGCAGACAAGGAAAUUGAGCCUCCUACUGUCGAAGAAGUUAAGAAACAAGAUGAAACGCCUGCAUUGGAUGUCACUAGCAAAGAUAUUCCAGAAUUAACCAAGGAACCUACCCCUGAACCAGAAGCUCAAAGUAUUCCUGAUCAAGUUGCUGAUAUUACCAAACGUGAACCAGAGGUCCAAGCAGAGGCUGGAAAUGCUGAAACUUUAGACAAAGAAUCCAAAAUAGAGCCUGCUGAGGAAAAGCCCGAGCAGCAGGCAGCAACAGUUGACAUUGAGGAAACAUCAAUUGAGGCUGUUGAGGAAAAGAAGGAGCAAGUAGAUUUAGAGGCCAGUGAACAGCAAAAAGCUAAAGAGGCAGAAGUCCCGAAAGAAGAACCUAAGGAAGUUGCUUCAGAACCAGCUCCCGUUGUAGAGGAAAAGCCAACUGAAGCUACUGAAAAGAUUGAGCAAGAAGCUGCUGAGGCUGUUACCGGAAAUGAAGCAGCGACUCCAGUAGAUAAGGUAGAAGAGGCUCCAAAAGAGGAACCUGUUGUUGCAGAGAGCUCAAAUCAAGUAGCAUCAACUACGUUAGAAUCACUAAUGCAGAAAAUGGAUGAAGAAAGUCCUGCAGAAGUUGCUGGAGACAAUGCUGUCAUUGAGGAGAAAGAAAAGGAAUUGGUUCCAGAGGCUACAGUUGUUGAAGUACCACCAAAAGAAGAGGUUGAAAAUGUCGAAAGAGAAAUAAAGGAUGUGAAAAAUGUUGGUCAAGAUGAGAAGGAGGAGAAAAGUGUUGUUAAUGAGGAAUUAGCUGCACCAGAAGCAAAGGGAGUUGAAACAUCUGAAGUCGCUGAAAAGGUUCCAGAAGUGGAGAUUGCUUCUAGAGACAUCAAACCAAUUACUGAAAAUGGGAGCUCAAAGGAUGACACAAUUCCUACAGCUGAAACCAGUGAAGCUGCAGAAGUUGAGAAGAAAGUGGAUGAGAAUGCUACUGCUGAACCAUCAGCUGAAGAGGCUCAGAAGUCGGAGACAGAGGCGAAAGAUGAGAAGACUGCUGAAGGUGAGAAGGAAGUUGAGGAGAUUGCAAAAACAGAAGCUCCUAAGGAUGGUGAAGACAAGAAAACUACAGAAGAAGUACCAGUAAAGACAAAGCAAUCAAACAACCUUAUGUCCAAGGUGAAGCAAUCUCUUGUGAAGGCGAAGAAAGCGAUCAUCGGGAAGUCUCCCAGCUCUAAAUCUGAUACAAAGACUGAAGUUAAAACCAAAUAAGUAAAGGGAGGAAACAUUACAGUGAUCAUAAGUGAGUUGUUUUAUUAGUUGUGUGAUCUUUAUUUUUCUUUUUUUAAACCUUUUGUUUUCUUCAUUUUUUGGAUAGUUGUGUUUGGGGUGUUGUAUGAUUCUAGUGUUUGUCAUAGGUAUUGUAUAGUUGUGCUUUAUCGUCAUAUUUGACUGUUGAUUCAGUUUGUGAGUUUGUGGAGAAACCUAUUCAAUUGAUUGGAUGAUGAUGUACAUAAGGUGUCAUAUUUUCUAUAUGUAGGCUUGUUCUUGUUGCAAA